AUGUAUUUCACUUCUUCUCUCUACACAAAUAAAGAGAAAUGGCAUACACCACCACCACCACCACAACAACAACACUAUCUAUCCAAUAAUAAUAAUAAUAAUAAUAAUAAUAAUAAUAAUAAUAAUAACAAUAAUAAUCAUUAUCACUAUAAUAAUCAUUUCCAUGCGGAUGAGAUCUAUAGUCUACAAGGCGAAAAGAGGAGGAGUUCAUCACCAUACACCCCAUUGCAUAUCAAUAAGAAAGAAAGAGGAAUCUUAACAUCUAAACAAACAGAGAGAGAGAAAGGGAAGAAGAAAGAGAAGAAAGAGAAGAAAACUCUCAACGUGGGGCUUCCAUCUCCUUUGCACUUCAAGAGAGUGAAUCAUCUGCGAGACUCUCACAUCUCCGUGAACGUUAUCACGUGGAUGAACACAGAGCCAACGAUUUAUUAUUAUUAA
Molecule: messenger RNA, 438 nt
Organism: Trypanosoma theileri
Lineage: Eukaryota; Euglenozoa; Kinetoplastea; Trypanosomatida; Trypanosomatidae
Exons: 1
Coding region: 1-438 (145 amino acids)
Source: RefSeq, a predicted model, not a curated record